Mercenaria mercenaria is the source of this 10062-nucleotide messenger RNA. Its product is annotated as ephrin type-A receptor 2-like. Lineage: Eukaryota; Metazoa; Mollusca; Bivalvia; Venerida; Veneridae. Gene Ontology annotation, molecular function: ATP binding; transmembrane receptor protein tyrosine kinase activity. The transcript is spliced from 19 exons. The record is from RefSeq and is a predicted model, not a curated record. Gene Ontology annotation, biological process: cell surface receptor protein tyrosine kinase signaling pathway; positive regulation of kinase activity; multicellular organism development. Gene Ontology annotation, cellular component: signaling receptor complex. Bases 601 to 3558 code for a protein of 985 amino acids.
UUUCAAAUUUCAACAAACAGUGGCAGAAGUCAGUUGUUGAUGAGCGCUUGUAAAACACUUGUGUACAGUCAUAGAAUACAGACGGAUUAUGAGUGAGUGGAUUAACGUUCAGGUGCAAUUUUUAAUUCUGUGGAAUAACUUCUGUUUCUGCAUUGGAGAAUUAUAACAGGCAUCAUUACUGAUUCGGACAGAUGACUGACAACUUUCAUCGGUUAGACGUUAUAUAAAAUAUCAAAACGAAAAUAAUUAAUGUUGAAUUGUUUUGAAAUUUCGUUAUACAGUUACGUGCCGUUAGAGGUCUUUUCUCUGUGUUAAGUCGUUAUUAUUGCCAUAUAUAUUGGAGUACUCUCUGAAGUGACUUAUAUCGGAAAACCAUUAUGUAUCAAGUGGUAUUGCUAAUUCUUUAAAAGUUACUAAGAUGUUCACAGUGCUUGUAGGAUAUUGCAACUUUAUCGAUAUAAACAUUUGCAUCGUAAGAAGACAACAACUGAGAAUCAAACUAUGCUGACUCUGUGAUAAAAAAGUUAAAUUGUGAUUUUACGACAUACGUGUGGAAGUUUGUUUUAACUUUGGAAUUUAAGACAAGGAUGUGAUACAAAAAUGGCAAGAAAAAACAUAUCAACAAACGUUGCAUUCUUACUAGAUUGCAUCAUUUUCAUCAUUCUGAAUUUAACGACUUCGAUAAAUUCCAGUAAAACAGGUGUCAUUCCGGUCGCCAGAUGUCGCUCAAGAUGCCUGGCUAAGUUUUUAAAAGACACCGUGGACGAUGAAGAAUGUCAGAUGUCUGACGCGUGUUUCUCGUGUUGGGGUGUUUGUGAAGAAAUCUUCAGCAUGCCCGAUGUUUGGAGGGAGCCCUGCAGGAGACGAAAGAUAUGUAAAGUUGGAUGUCAAACGGCGUGUCAGUUCCGAAAAUACGUAUCUCGGAGUAAGUCGGAAGUAUCCGACUCGUCAUUGUCAAGGUCAUUUACUGAGAUUCCUGCUGUAAGCAUUGAGAAAAAGAUGAUGCGUGAGGCUAUUGUUGCUUGGAGUACACCAAUCGUGAACAACAUCGUCCCGGGUACCAAACAAGGCUCGAACCUUAACUUUGUCUACGUUCUUUUUGCCAGGGACAAAAACAAAAAAGCUGGAAGCGCCUGGAAACAAAUUGUGCAGACGAGUUCCACAUACGCCAUCAUGGAUCUAACGUCUCUACCGUACUAUCCUGAGUUCUGGCUAAUGGCCGUCGGAGAGAACGGGACGCAGGCUGCGAUACGCUUCAAUGCUUCUAUCUCGGAUGAGGUCCCGUACACAGAAGAUGUCAUAAUAGUUCCCGACCGAUCUCCACACCGUAUAAAUGAAGGAGCAACUAUAGAGUACAACAAGGAUUCUACGUUAAAGUUGAACAUGACCAUGACGAUUGUAGAUGGCGUUUUGUAUCCGACUGUUUCCUGGCUUAAUCCCAGUAUAGUACCAAAGAAAGGGAACCAGCUUGCAUAUGCCAUCAACUAUUUCUUACAGUACUGUGACUGCCCGUGGCCCCCAGAUCACUAUUCCAAGAUGCUAUACGUACAGACAUACGAACAGCCAAAAUUGCAUUUGGAAAACAUCGCCUUUAAUGCUGAGUACUUGGUAGAAAUUGAAUUAAAAUCGGACAAGAAUUGGAGUGGGCAGGUAACUUUCUUCACACCAGAGUGUCUACAGCCAGACCGUCCGGAUCAUGCGAAAUGUCUGUCAGAAGUUUCUGGAUCACAUGAUGUGGUUUACAAGACGACAACACCUUUCCCCAAAACAACUCUAGAGACACUUAUCAAUGACACUGUGGCUUUGGAUACAGGUCACUUGAAGCAGCAUGGUUCCCCUUUUGGAGCAUUUUCUUCAUAUGGGCUAGACUGGAAUAUUACAAAUGCUGGUAUAGAAUAUGACGUCACAAAUGAGAAAAUACUUCUUCAUUUGAAAUGGUCUCUACCAUUUAAUCACACGAAGGUGUCACAGGAGAUUGUCUGGAACAAUAUCAGGCACGUGGAUCACGUGGAUGCUGGCAGAUUAAAACACGUGUCAAAAACAGAAGCUAACUCGAAAACACUACAGUUACGUCCAUUUAGUCAAUACAAAAUUUAUGUACAAGCUCUUUACACGGACGAUAAUGGUAACCAGAAUGAGCUUAGAAGCAGGGUGCUAGAAGUAAACACGAACAUAACUGAUCAAACGCCACAAGUGUCUCUAGCUAGAAUAUCAGCUAUUGACCAAGAAAAGGACAUCCUGAAUGGUAUCAUCCUUGGUGUGACCGUCGUCUCUAGUGUCAUCAUAUUCGGUAUCAUCAUUCUCUUCAUCUAUAAAAAGCGGCAAAGCUUCCGAGAUAUCAUUAUCACCAAGACAACCGUUGCUAAGAGCAACAGUUACAAGUCAAAUGUUGGCUGCAAGGUAGACUACUCUAACCAGAUUCUUAUUACCAGCGAUGAUUGGGAGGUGGAUUGUCGUCAACUGAAAUUUGCGAGUCAUAUUGGACAGGGGGCGUUCGGGAAGGUUGUCACCGGAUACUACCAAGACCAGAGAGUGGCUAUAAAGCUUGUAAGAGACUGCGCUCCGAUUUCAUACAAAGAGGAUCUUCUAGCAGAAAUCGCACUGAUGAAGAGGCUUGGUUCCCAUCCUAAUAUCGUUUCCAUGGUGGGCGCGUGCACACUUGUGGAACCAAUAUGUUUGGUGAUGGAAUAUGUUCCAUAUGGAAAUCUGCAAAAUUUUCUCAAGAAGUGUCGUUUGGAAGGAGAACUUACGGUAGAAGCGGGAAGGAGUCCAGAAUUGAACUAUUCUCUCAUGGAUGAGCACGGAGGAAUCAAUGAAGGGGUGAUCAAACCGGCUGACCUACUGUCUUUUGCUAGACAAGUCGCUAUGGCCAUGGAAUACUUGGGAGACAAGAAGUACGUUCAUCGUGACCUGGCUGCAAGAAAUGUCCUACUCGGAUUUGACAAGAUCAUCAAAGUGUGUGACUUUGGCCUAUCACGUGACAUAUUUAAUGAUAAUCAGUACAAGAAACUGACCAAUGGGAAGCUCCCUCUCAAGUGGAUGGCUGUAGAAUCUUUACGAGACCGUGUCUUCACUACACAGAGUGACGUCUGGUCUUUUGGAAUUCUGUUAUGGGAAAUCGUCACUAUGGGAGCAUCUCCAUAUCCGAACAUAGCCUUAGCAGAUUUAUAUUAUUUGUUGUCAAAUAAUUAUCGAAUGGAAAAACCAAGCAACUGUUCAGACGAAAUAUACAUAAUCAUGAGGCAAUGUUGGUUGGAAAAUCCAGCAGACAGACCAAAUUUUACCGACCUGCGUGUUCAGUUGGAACUUUUAUUAACACGAGACCGAAAUUACUUGGACUUGGACAAUAUAAACGUCCCCCUGUCCACCCCGGAGAGUAGCAGCGGAAGUCCUGCGUCAGAUGAUACAAAAUCGUUGUUAGCUGCGCAAGCACUUCAACCACAGCGGAAGUCAUCGAAAGAUGAAUUGACAGUAAACGUUAGUAUACAUGACAAAUCAGUGGAAAGACUUUUAAAACGGAAGGGUGAUUUUGACACUCACAAUAUAACAAUUUUAUGAAGUAUGGAGAGCACUGAUGUUUACAAUAUGAGUUUUACUUACAUAUCUUUCACCAAACUGGCAGAAAAGUAUCUAUACUUCCUUCACAGAGACCUAAUCAAUUUGCAGUAUCUGCAAUGGUGUCAAGACGUUUAAUGGCUGUAUAAAAUCCAGUAUACGGUCAGUAAAUAUAAGGUGAAGCGUGAAAUCUUUAAAAUGUAACAAUUACCUCUGUGGGGAUAUAGUACGGUAGAUAUUUCCCGCGGGUAGUGGAUGUGGGAAAUGGUGCUGAAGUUGUUGUCAUGGCACAUUGGUUACGGGUAUGACGUUUACAUUGAGAGAAAGCUGUACAUAUAGACCAUGAUGAAGUAUUGUAUAAAAUUGACCAUUGUGAAGAAUCGGAGAUGAACUUGAUUUGUUUGUUAUGCUGCACGUGAAAUUAAUGGCUGAAAAUAUUAGAUGGAAGCUACAACUUUUAGAUUAUUUGAUAGAUUAAUGUUGGAUAUGAAACCCAUAAAACACUGUUCUGUUUUCUAGCAAGUUCAUUGUAAGUCCAUGUGCUUUUUCGUCCAGCUCUAAAAUUUAGAAAUGCUUCAAACUUCCCCCCUUUAGCAAAUUUUGUACAUUUUGUUUCAACAGACUUUAGAAAUAUUGCAUAUGAGAAGAAUGAUCAUUGUUAUGUGGAGAAAGGGCACAUGGGCUUGUCAGGCAUUUGUUUCAACUAAAUGCAUUGUUUUGAUAGGACCAAAGUAUCUGUUGAGGCACAAACUGGUUUUGCUUUUACGUUUUAUGCUGAAUUAUACGAGUAAAAUGAUUUAUAACUUUCACUUUUUAUUUUGUUGUUGGAAUUGUUAUAGAAAUGUUUGUACUAUUCCAAAGAACAAAAUAAUAAUCAUGAUCUAUGUCUUUGAACUUCAUUUGUAGUAUCAUAUAAUUUUAUAUUUGUUAUUCCUUUUUAUCCUUUCAUUGGAACUUUCCAAACUCAAGUGCAGGGCGAAAAGUUUCAUUUGUACAUAAAUCAGUUUUGUUGCCGCAAAUGAUAAUGUGGCCAUUAUCCCAUUUUUACCAGUUUAACAGUGAAGCAAUAGAUGUAAGCAAUACUAAAUCCUGUAAGUUUUUAAAGAGUCAUAAACACAUUGCAUCUGUUUAAAAUAAAACUUAUGCUUUACGUUGGCCUCUAAAUUUCUAAAUGAUUAAUUUGAAAUAAGGAAACAUAACUUUUGUGUAUUAGUAUGAUUGUUUUUUUUUUAGAUGGGAAACAAUGCUGUUGGAACUUGUAUUUGAAAUGGGUGGUAAAAAAGUUCCAACUCUGUCGUCAUUAUCUUUUUACUAUAUUCAGUAUACAUAAAAUGUUAUUUACAACACACAAGAUCUGCAAAUAUUUGGUUAUAGCAUAUUUUCAUAAUUUGCGUGUACCAUCGAUGUUUGUUUUACAAACAAAUAGUAAGCUUUUUAUUCUACAUUUCAAGUUUUGAAUACCCGGUUUAAAUGUCAAUUUUUGCAACAAUGCAUUAUUUUAGAAGCUGUGUAUUCAAAUUACGAGGUUGUGACGUCAUGAUCCUUGUGACACAGAGAUUAUCAAUGCAAGCCAUAGAAAGCUAUAACAUGCGUUCGAAUUUAUGUUAAUUUGACCAUAAUUUUCAGACUUUUCUUCUUUCAGAUUAAUUUAUAUUACAAAAUGUAUCGACACUUUUUAACUCGUCUUUUGUAGGUAAUGGAAGAGUUACGUUUGUUCUGCUCGGACCUUUUCCCCUGUACAUUGAUUUUGUUGUUAUUGUGUCACAAUACUGUGAAAUAUAUUAACUUGACUAGUAUUUUUAAGUGCUCCAGCGACCACUGACCAGGCUUUAACGCAAUUGUUCUGAAAAUAUUGUUAUAUACCUGUUUUGAAUCCAACUUAAGUAAUUAUACCUCUUCUUCAUACUUGUAGUAGUAGAAUGUACAAUGUCCUGUGCACGUGAAUUUCAAGGCUAAACAACAUUUUGUAGUUUAUAGAAAUAAUGUUGAAAAACCUUUGUUUUUUGUGUUAUUCUAAUUACAAAAACUUCACUAAUGACAUCAGUCAUUUACCUGGCGUAUUUGUGGUUACAUUUAAAGUUUUUUCCGCUGACAAUACCGUAAGAGCAAUUGAAAUAAUGCAUUACAGAAUACCAUCGUUAACUUCCAUGCUCAGCAGAUAUGGGUAAAAUAACAGGUCGUGGUCAAGAUACUACUUCUUUUCAUUUUUCUUUUCGUCAUCAAUAUACAAGACCAUUUUUCACAAGUUUGUAUACAUUUAUUGAUAAGCUUUUCUUUUAUUUAUUGUGUCUUGAUAUUUUUGACAUUUACUAAACAGAUUUUUGAUUUAUUUUUCAAUAAUGUUGAUGCAUUGUCUGGAAAAUUAGCAUUCUUCGAUUUGUCACAGGACAUCAUUUUGACUGUAUGCUUAGCCUACUUCAAUUAAAUAAAAUGAUAUGCUAGUUAAAUUUGUUACAGAGCGGAGUUUUGACGUUUAGCUUACUUCAAAUAACUGUAUUGAAAUAGUGGUUUAAUUUGAUAUAGAACGUCAUUCUGACUAUGUAUAGCUUACUUUAAAUAAAUAGAACGAUAUACUAGUUCUAUUUGAUAUAGAACGAAAUUUUGACAAUAUGCUUCGCUAAUACCUCAAAUAAAUAAAAUAAUAAACUAGUUCAAUUUGAUAUAGACCGUCGUUUUGACUAUCUGAUUAGCUUACUUCAAAUAAAUAUAGUGAUAAAAAAGUUCGAUUUGAUACAGUAUAUAUAUAUCAUUUUUUCCAUAGCCAUGCAGAUUGUUCUUUAAAAGUGCAUGAAGUACAUUUGUCUUAAAGAUUAAAUACUUUACUGGAAACAUCUGAUAGUUCAAGUUUCUUUUUGAUUUGAUAAAUCUUGACAGAAUGUCUGCAAUAGAUAAAAUAUGGCUGGAUUAUGAAAUAAUUAAAUCAAAACUAGACGAAUACAACCAUCUUUACGUUACAUUUUAAUUAUCGUUUAUGACUUUUUAUUGCAUCAUUAUUUUGUUAUAUUGAAGCACAGCAUUUUAAGUUGAAUGCUAUUUUAAAUACUAAUCUAUUACACAGCAAAUGAACUGUUUUUGUCAUUUUUCUGUUCUAAUGACGUAGUUAAUAUACAGAAGCCGGCAUUUGUUUGUUUUAGUGUAAGAUUGAAUUAUCACAAUAAUUUGAAAAUGUAAUGUAUGGUUGUUAUGUUCAUCCGACAUGUUAAACAAACGAAUUGUAUUUUUAUAUCAUGUAUAUUGUUUAGCUAUUUCAUCCGCGCAGCGUCACGGACGUCACAAUUUAUAUUAUGUUGGAAAAAGUAAUAUUGUUCUGUGAAGUUUAACAUUAUGUUAGGAAGAGGUGUAUUUUUUAUCUUCUUGUAAGUAACUGUAUACAUAUAUGUUCUUACUGAAGUAUACAUUUUAUUUAUUCACGAAUAAUUUGAUAACUGUACAGACAAUCAUGGGGGAAAUGACAAUCAAAAAUGUUGCUCAGUGUGAAUAUUUUUAUUUGAAAUUUAAGAUUUUACUUAUUUUCAUUCGUAACAAUAGCCAAGUGGUUGCACUUUUAAAUGAAAUUCAAGAUUUUGCUUAUUUUUGUUCGUAACAAUAGCCAGGUGGCGGCACUUUUGAAUGAAAUUCAAGAUUUUACUUAUUUUUAUUCGUAACAAUAGCCAUGAGGUUGCACUUUUAAAUGAAAUUCAAGAUUUUACUUGUAUCUUAUUCAUCAGUGUAAAAAUAGCCAAGUGAUUGCCUUUUUUAAUGAAAAUUAUCUUUAUUUGUCACAAUUGUCAAGUGGUUGCGGGAGCGCUCAGGUACUCGUACAGGUAUAUAUAUGUGUAUUUUUCAUUCUUUUUGGAAUUAUGUUGUAUAGGCCCGUUUCAAAGCAACGAAACAGAUGUGAAAGCCCUUCUUUGGCAAUUUUGCUGUAUUAAGUUGUUAUUUUUGUAUAGCUGAAUACAUCGUUUGUAUAUGACGGACACAAGUACGAUAGAUAGUAAUGCCCCCAGAUAUGCGUCAACUUUUACAAAAUUUGUUAGUAGUUGGGGAAAAGUAAAGUGGUUCAGUUAGUAACGAAACACUCAAUACAUAUAGUGUAUGCAGUAUAAAUAGCUAGUCAAGCACUGAGAGAUGAAAUGGAGCGAAUUUAGAUGUUCCCUUAUCAAUUUAAUAAUGUUGAUCUAUGAUUGAUAUUUUCAAUAUACGUUGCUGUCUGUUUUAAUGAUUUUGAAACUUUGAUGUUUAUCCUGGGGCAUGUCUCUAGGCUAUGAGUUAUCGCAUCAAAAUAGGCCACCAGUUGAGAACAGAAGUUUACAAAAACAAGCUGGAAAAUAGUUUUCAUUCACUAGCCUUUGUACAUCUAAUGCAGUUAUAUUUCAUAAUUUGUAUAAGUGAAGGCAGGACAUCGUUUUUCAAAUUAGCCGACAAGACUUGUCCAAAAUGGUCAUGUGGUCAUAAUUUGAUUUGAUAACUGGAUAAUUCUGGAUAGUUUUAGUACAGUAUUGAUAACUUGAUAAUUUUAGUACUAUGUUUGUCCUUCGUACUUUCAUUUGUCAGUGUUACGAAGGAGAGACGAUACGUUCGGUUACAGUUGCUUGUAGUUACCAGAGAACAAGAUUCAAUAUAGUUCAUAACCUUAAGGUAGAUUACCCGUAAUGGCAAUCGGCAAUUUCCGUGUGAAAACGUAUCCUUCGUAUUUGAUUUAGGAAUCCUUCGGCCAUACAGAAAAUGAGCCGCGCCAUGAGAAAACCAACAUAGUGCGUUUGCGACCAGCAUGGAUCCACACCAGCAUGCGCAUCCGCGCAGUCUGGUCAGGAUCCAUACUGUUCGCUAACAGUUUCUCUUAUUGCGAUAAGCUUUGAAAGCGAACAGCAUGGAUCCUGAUCAGACUGCGCGGAUGCGCAGGCUGGUCUGGAUCCAUGCUGGUCGCAAAGCCACUAUGUUGGUUUUCUCAUGGCGCGGCUCAAAUUAUUUUCCAUAUCAACCGGAAAAUACCGGAUUCGCAAACGGAGAAAACAUAAACCGGAAACGUGUCCAUUACCUUAAGAUAGAUACAAUAAUCCUGUAUUGUCAAAUAUAAAACAUUAAUUGAAAUACGUAAAAAUAUUUCCAUUUAAGGUAUUAGGUCCCUAAUAGUAAUGUUUAAAAAAUGGCAUUUGCUUGGUAUAUUCUUACAGUUGACCGUGCUUCGCACUUAUAUGCAAAUUUUUAAAAACUUUUACCGUGCCGUUUUUUUAUAAAUUUUGUGUAAUUUAUGGAAUUUCCUAAAGAUCAAGUAGAGACAAAUUUCAAAGCGGUGGCCUUUAUCCAAAAUGUAUUCAGAGAAUUUAUUAUUCCAUUAUUUUUUAUGAAAGAAACAUCAAACUAUUGGUAAACAAUCAUAAAACUUAAAAUAAAAACUGUCAAUAUCAUUUUUUCUAGGGUGCCUCGAGUAAACGGAUUUAAUCAGACAGAAUUCCAACUCCAGUAUUGAAAAAUUAUGGUCGAAUCCUGCGGGUCUGUUAUGAAUGUUGCUCACGUCAUUCAAAAAUAACCUUGGGGCAGAAGUAAAACCUACCUACAUUUCUUCCACAAUAUGUAAUCUAAAGAAUGAAGGCAAAAUAGAGAACUUUUACCGCAUGUAACUCAGUAUUUUUAAAGAUGUGUAUCUCUACCCAUUCUGUUUUAGAGGUAAAUUCACCUUUAGCAGCAAGAAAUCGCAUAUCAAAUGAUUUUUUUCCAUUUUUGUACAAUAAAUCAAUAACAAGUCUUGAAAGAAGUAAAAACUUACUAGAAAAAAAAAGAAAACAAGGGAAAAAGAAUUUAGUCCCAGUGGGGCUUGAACCUACACCCCCCCCCCCCCCCCCCCCCUUGAAAAUUGCUGUCAAAGUAGGUUUAUGGUAGGAAUUGAAUACUCUUCAAAUAGGAGGUACUCUAUUAUGGACCUAAUACCUGUCUGAUGAAAUGCGAAUAAUUGCAGACAUUCGUUAGCGUAGUAAGAUCAUUUGCAACAGUCACAAAAAAACUAUAGCGUACAGUUUUUUUUUUUUUUUUUUUUUUUUUUUAAUUUUUGCAACAGUCACAAAAAAACUACAGCGUACAGUUUUUUUUAAUAACAUGUAUUUUGAAUUACGUAAUCUCGUAAUGUAUUUAUUCCACAAAUAUUCAGUUUUUAACAAGUAAACAGAAACAGAACUUAAACAGAGGUUUUCAAGAUUUUUAAACACAUUUUAAACAUCACGAUCCAUUUUAUCUACAAAUAAGUAAGACAUAUACCAAGGUUAUGUCGUUCUUUCGGUUCAUUAAAGAGACUGGUUUGUGCAGUACAUUUUUUUUCCAUAUAUGUAUAUUUGUACUUGAAUACUUUGUAUAUACUUCGAAGUGUUAAAUCUUUGUUUAUUGUUAUACGAUGGAUGCCAUAUAGAUGUAAAUAUUUGAAAGGUUUAAAAUAUGAAAUGAUUUGUUAUAAUGUAGUCCCGCACUGUGAAAUUGUCAUCUUGUUAUGUGCAUAUUGCUCAUUUCUUACAAAAGUAAAUAAAGAAAAUAAAAUCA